UUUGGUCUUCCUAUAAGAUUACUUAACAGGAAUGUAAACACCUCCUAUAAAAUUGGAACAUGCUCAGCACACAUAUUAUCCGUUCUUUGAAACCAAAGAGACAGAGAGAAAAACAUUUUCAUAAUAAUUUGUUUAUGAUAUUUGACACACAUAAAUUCAGCUUAAUAUGGAGGAUUCAUCUGUUCUUAGCCCAAUCUCUCUUCUCACCAUUGCUACCUUCUUGUUCAUUCUCAACCUCAUGAUGAUAAUCCAAGAUUUCUCAUCUUCUUUUCCCUAUUCUCUCCAUCUCUUCUUCUCAAACGCCUACAUUCUCUUCGCAUCAUCAAGAAACAAGAAGCUAAAUAUUGAGCUUCCAAUCGCAAGAAAAAUUUUCGUCCCAACUCAGGCAGAAAACAAGAUGUCGGUGAAAGAAGUCAAAACGAUGAUUGAUGACUCGGAAGCUUUAUACGAACGUUUGAUUGGAGAAGGCGAAGAAUACUUGUUAGAUAAGAGUGAGAUGAUGGGUAAGGAGAUAGUGAAGAAGGCUUUUAUAUUGUUUGACCAGAAUAAAGAUGGAUUUAUAGAUGAAAAUGAGUUGAAACAUGUGUUGUCUUUGUUAGGAUACGAUGAAUGUACAAAGAUGGAUUGUAGGAAGAUGAUUAGAGUUUUUGAUGAGAAUAGAGAUGGGAAUAUUGAUUUUAAUGAGUUUGUGAAGCUCAUAGAUAAAAGUUUCUCGUAAGAUAUAUCGGGAGCUAUUUGAUGCUCUUGUUUAAUA
Messenger RNA from Raphanus sativus (radish), 754 nucleotides. Its product is annotated as probable calcium-binding protein CML47. The coding region runs from base 167 to 718 and encodes 183 amino acids. The record is from RefSeq and is a predicted model, not a curated record. The transcript has a single exon. Lineage: Eukaryota; Viridiplantae; Streptophyta; Magnoliopsida; Brassicales; Brassicaceae. Gene Ontology annotation, molecular function: calcium ion binding.